Messenger RNA from Trachymyrmex cornetzi, 762 nucleotides. RefSeq lists its product as uncharacterized. Gene Ontology annotation, molecular function: nucleic acid binding. NCBI's taxonomy places the organism in Eukaryota, Metazoa, Arthropoda, Insecta, Hymenoptera, Formicidae. The coding region runs from base 1 to 762 and encodes 253 amino acids. Gene Ontology annotation, biological process: DNA integration. The record is from RefSeq and is a predicted model, not a curated record. The transcript has a single exon.
AUGAUCAAGCUAAUACAAGCUAAACACUUCGCAAACGAAAUAAAAGCUCUGAAUAACAAGGGAACCGUCCAAAUUAAUAGUCCCAUAUUGAGGUUAAACCCAUUCAUAGUUAAGUCCGGCAUGAUACGCGUAGGAGGUCGAUUAAAGGAAUCAUCUUUGUCAUAUGCAGCCAAGCACCCAAUAUUAUUGCCUGGGAAGCAUCCGUUUUCCAAUCUGAUUGUUAGUCAUGAACAUGCAAAUCAUUUGCAUGCAGGGCCACAGGCUACUUUAGCCGCCAUUCGAGAGCAGUAUUGGAUCAUUUUAGCCCGCAGCACCAUUAAAAGGAUCCUGCGAAAGUGCGUCACUUGCUUUAGAAGCUCGCCGAAGGCUGCUUCUACUAUUAUGGGUAAUUUACCCGAACCACGGAUUCGAAUUUGCACUAAGCCAUUUGAUCAAUGCGGAGUGGAUUAUGCGGGUUCUCUUUACUAUAAGGAGGGUGCAAGGAGAAGCCUCAAGCUAGUCAAAUGUUGUAUUGCUAUUUUAGUUUGUCUCGUUACCAAGGCUGUUCACGUUGAAUUAGCGUCUAACUUCUCCUCUGAAGCAUUUUUAGGAGUUUUUCGACGUUUUAUUGCAAGAAGAGGUUGCCCUUCAGACAUUUUCUCCGACAACGGAUCAAACUUCGCAGGAGCGGAGCGAGAGCUGAGAGAAUCAGUAGAAUUAUUCAAGAAUCAAACGACUCAGCAGCAAAUUCAAGAACAGGCCACGAAUUUGGGAAUUCGCUAG